This is a messenger RNA of Panicum hallii, 1645 nucleotides long. RefSeq lists its product as uncharacterized. Bases 284 to 1309 code for a protein of 341 amino acids. Gene Ontology annotation, cellular component: cytoplasm. Lineage: Eukaryota; Viridiplantae; Streptophyta; Magnoliopsida; Poales; Poaceae. The record is from RefSeq and is a predicted model, not a curated record. The transcript has 3 exons.
CCACGCUCUCUCUUUCCCCUUGCCUCCACUGCCUCUCUCCCCUCUUGGUCUCCCUUCCCUUUCCUCGCGGCGAGCCGGCGACGACUGGGCUAGCGGCGGCGCCACCACCCGCCACGUCUUCGCCGGCGACGAGCGCCCACCAGGUGCUCCCUUCCCUUCCCGUGUGCGAACCGGAGCACCCCGCGCCCUAAAUGUAAGCAAGCUACGAUCUGCAUCCGGAUCUGGGUCGGUCCGCCCCUGCGUGCUGCCCAAGUGAUCCUGCUACGCGGGGUUCUCGCGCGGGAUGAGCGGCCCGGGGUUCGGUCCGGGGAGCCCCAGGUCCUUCCGCUACUCCGCCAGAGGCGGCGGCGGCGACUUCGACCUCGAGUCCGGGGUCUCCCGCAAGGCCCGCAGGCCCAAGACCCCGCACCUCGAGCCCUCCGUCGCGAUGCGGGCCCGCCACUUCUACGAGGCGCACCCCGUGGCCGUCGCCGCCGCCCUGCUCUCCGCGGGCCUCGCCGUCCUGGUCCUCCUCUCCGUGCACGAGACCCGGGCCCGGGCGGCGAGGCCCGGCGGCGGCGCGUGGGCCGAGGAGUACCCGCUCCCGGGUCUCCGGAACCUCGUCAUGGUGGCCGGCCACUCGGUCUACACCAGCGCGAGCUGCGGGGGGACCGACCGCGAGGAGUCCUGGUUCCUGGAGCCGUACCAGAGGCACCCGGGCCAGGCGGCCACGUUCGUCGCGCACAUCAAGGAGGGCGUGGACGUUGCGGCGAGGGACGAGGGCGCGCUGCUCUUGUUCAGCGGCGGCGAGACGAGGAAGGAUGCCGGGCCGAGGAGCGAGGCGCAGAGCUAUUGGGCGAUCGCCGAGUCCAAAGGCUGGUUCGGGAAUGAUGGGAGUGUAAGGAGCCGGGCACUCACCGAGGAGCAUGCCCGAGAUAGUUUUGAAAACCUCCUGUUUAGUGUUUGCCGUUUCAGAGAACUCACUGGAAGAUACCCGCAAAACAUAACAGUCAUAAGCUAUGACUUCAAGGAGGAACGGUUUGCGCAACUGCACAGAACCGCACUCGGAUUCCCAGAAGGAAGAUUUUUCUUCUUAGGUACCCCAGCAACACCUGCCGCAAGGGAGGCCGCUCUGAAAGGUGAAGCUGCCGUCAGGGCUCAGUUCCUGGAAGAUCCAUAUGGAUGCCUAGGCUCUCUCCAUGUGAAGAGGCUCAAGAGGGACCCAUUUCACCGAACCAUUCCAUACCCUGAUGGUUGCCCGGAGUUGAAGAGCCUGUUCUCCUAUUGUGGCUCAGUGCCUUUCUCUGGGCACCUCCCUUGGACAGAAUAGUUGCAUGCAUGAAGGAUCAGACUCCUGCCCCUCCACGAUUCCAACAUAUAGAGCACUUGCAAUGUGCCAAUGACCUUGUUCUGAACUGACGGGGAAGACCGGAAGGGAAUAUUUACACUAGUGACAAUUGUUUUUUUGCAAAAUAGAAGCAAUGUUACAUGAUCAGUAUAUAGAUUUUCCUCUUCUUUUUUUCUUGUUUCCUGCCUGCCUGCCUCCUCUGUUGUACCACGUGUUAUGUAGAGAGAACUUUCCUUGUAGCUGAACCUGCGCCUGUUGUGAUAAUCUGGGUAUACCAUGAACAUGGGUACUAAUUGAUAUCCUGCCGUUUUUGCACUA